AUGUCGGGAAUUUCUAGGGUUUUCGGAGGAUUCAGGACACUGAUGGCGAAGGCGGCGACUGCUACUCCGGCGGCGACUGCUACUCCGGCAGCGACUGCUACUCCAGCAGCUACCGGCGCCGGAUCUGGGAAAGGGAUACUUAAGGUUGUUCCGGUCAAGAAGCCGUUGGCUGAAUUCGCCGGAGAAAGCGAACUCUCUCGUGCCUCUGCCGUGAAGAAAGUGUGGGAGUAUAUCAAGAGCCAAAACCUCCAGAAUCCGGCGAACAGGAAGGAGAUACUGUGCGAUGAUAAGCUGAAGACGAUAAUGGAUGGCAAAGACAAAGUGGGAUUCACAGAGAUCACGAAGCUCUUGUCCGCUCAUUUUCCUAAGUCGGUCUGA
Messenger RNA from Microthlaspi erraticum, 378 nucleotides. The record is from the annotation of a GenBank genome assembly. NCBI's taxonomy places the organism in Eukaryota, Viridiplantae, Streptophyta, Magnoliopsida, Brassicales, Brassicaceae.